Letharia lupina is the source of this 1653-nucleotide messenger RNA. RefSeq lists its product as uncharacterized. The coding region runs from base 1 to 1653 and encodes 550 amino acids. The transcript is spliced from 5 exons. The record is from RefSeq and is a predicted model, not a curated record. NCBI's taxonomy places the organism in Eukaryota, Fungi, Ascomycota, Lecanoromycetes, Lecanorales, Parmeliaceae.
AUGACGCACAAAACCCCAGACGGCUACACCAUCCUUCUCCCCGACAUGGACAUCCACGCGCUCGUCAACGCAUCGCGAGCAGGAUUUGUACAAGAACUCCUGACAAGGAACCCUACUUUGCCCGCAACUCAACUCACUAAACAUAACCUCUUGUGCUGCUUUACGGGAAGAAUAGCCCGUUUAGGCCAGGGAGGUCCCUUUUCGACAGAGGUCAAAGCGCAGAUUCAGAUUGUACAGCAGCGAUGGCUUUCCUCCACAGCCGGAGACGUCCUUCACGAGCUCUUCGAUGGCAAGCUACGUAAAAUCGGUACAUAUCUACCCCCCAGCGUGUCCUCCACCGCGAGCGCAUCGGUUCCAAAGACACAAAAGAGCAGCAAUACUAUGGCCUCAAUCGUCCCAACAAAGGUCAUGGAUCCUCGAGCGACGGGCACGAAACCGCCUGCCACUGCUCCCAGCGUGCCAGAGCGCGUUGGCUCCAACCAAUCUCCCACUCUUCUUGACGAAGGGUUCGCGCUCAUCCCGUUGAAGUCACCGUACAACAGAAAUGUGGUCGUGCAAAUGCCUCACUUCCUAGGCCAGCAUUACAGAAAGAAGCUGGUACAGAGCGGGAACUGCCUCCUCAUCUCGCUGCCGUCGGAGACGGCACAUGCGCUGCCUACAAAGACGACUCACGCACACCUCUGCGAUGGCAUCGAUCAGGCUGAAAGCCUCCGUCGUAUUCAGCUAGUGUUGGCUUGCUAUCCCUCAAUCGUACUGGCGUAUGACAGCAAAGCCAACAAGGACCUGGCAGCACGGCAGAUCGGGAGCUUGAAAUUCCAGUUUGAGGACAACGAUCCCAUCAAGGUUGACGUACAAGAAUUUGGCGACAAUCCAGCAAGUGCCAAAGCUACCUAUACUCUUGGUCCUGGCUUUCUCUACUAUUGUGAUCACCGGGAGUCGCUCCAGCGUUUCUUUUGCAAAGAAGGCUUUGUGCCCAUCACCGACAUCAUUAGAACGCGGAGGACUGGCGUCCUGAGAAUAGAGUUACUGAUACGGUACCGCUUCUCUCCCGGGUUUCUGGAGAAAUUGAACGCCCUGCCAGGUGGUCACGGAGACAAUAGAAUCCCCACAGAACCAGCUGAGUCGUGUAGCCUGUGCGCGCGUGUUGCAGGCCAAGAUCGGCGUCAUUCCAGCCCGAAAGAUGCGCAUCUAUCAAUUGUGACGCCAUCUUCCCUACGCCGCGGCAAUGACGGUGCGAGCGCGGAGAAUUCUGCACGGCCUUGCCUGAGUAUACCAGGCCCCGCUCUUGCUGCUGCUCAUCCUUCACUGGAUGAUUUCAAGAUCACUAGUUACAUAGCAGUUUUCACUUUACUGAAUGGGUCUGAGGUUGCUAGGAAGGUUCCACCACGCCGUUUCGUGCGCGGCUUCAACCUAUUCCUGGACACCUUCUAUCCAGAUUCUGAUUUCGAAGCCAGACUCGCUGUGCUCCACCGAAUCGAUGGGGGCGAGCGCGUAGAUGACUGGGAACUUCUGUGUAAACAUUUGCGGAGAUAUUUUACCAAGGUCUACAUGUCUGAUGGCAAAGUCGUGGGUUCGAAGCGUAAGACUCUAGCUGGUGAUAACGGAGCAGCUCGAAAAAUGCUCAGGGGUCCGGUCGCUGCCGAUUAUAUGUAG